AUGUCCCCUGGACCCUUAGCAGCAGCAGCAGCAGCAGCAGCAGCGACAGGCGAAGCAGCAGCAGCAGCAGUAGCACAGGAAGCAGCAGCGUCCCAUCCACUGCACUGGCAGCAACACUGGCUUCCCGGUAGCAGCAUCUCACCCAAAUCAGCAGCAGCAGCAGCAGCAUCAGCAGCAGCAGCAUCAGCAGCUCGAACCCAGACAGCCCAGCAACAGCAGCAACAACAACAGCAGGAACAGCAGCAGCAGCAGCAGCAGCCGCCCUCCCACACUGCUGCAAAAUAG
Molecule: messenger RNA, 285 nt
Organism: Eimeria tenella
Lineage: Eukaryota; Apicomplexa; Conoidasida; Eucoccidiorida; Eimeriidae
Exons: 1
Coding region: 1-285 (94 amino acids)
Source: RefSeq, a predicted model, not a curated record